AUGAGCGCGGCCCCGGGAGCCCCCCGCGCCCCCCAGCCGCUGCUCCGCUUCCCCGACGGGGCGGCCGGGCCGGGCGGCGGGCGAGCGGCGGCGGGGGGCGGCGGCGGCGGCGGAGCCCCGGGGCCGUGCCCCUGCCCGGGGGCGCCGCGGAAGCGCCGUCGGACCACGUUCAGCCGCGGGCAGCUGUCGGAGCUGGAGCGAGCCUUCGCCGCCGUGCCCUACCCGGACAUCGCCACCCGGGAGCGCCUGGCAGAGCUCACGCAGCUGCCCGAGGCGAAGAUCCAGGUGUGGUUCCAGAACCGCCGUGCCCGCAGGAUCCGCAGCACCAAACCGGAGCCGCCGUCGCCGCCCGGGGAGCAGGGACCCCCCGCGGCACCCCCCGCCCCGGGCCCAGCCUCCCCCCCGCCUCCGCCGGGAGCCCCCAGCCCCGCUCGGGGCCUCCCCACCUCCCUGGGUUCCAUCUCUGACCUCAUCUACAGCGCAGCCAUCACCAACCUGGGUGAGCCAUAGCCAUGGCCAGGACCCCCAGCCUCCCAGCACCAGUGAACCCCCCCCUUGUCACCAAGCCCCCCAGGCUUAGCAGCACCAUUUCAUUCGGGUGUGGAAUUGCUGCCAAGCCCCUGGGUCCUCAGGCUGCCAUCCAAUAUCCUAAAUGCAGGUGUGUCCGUGGCGGGGGCAGCUCCCCCUCAGCCCCCCUAAUACCGACUAAUCUUUGGGAUCAGAUACCUUAAUCUGAGGCCGUGUCCACGGGGGAUUGCGGCGCAGCCGCCCCUAAUCCGCGGCCACGCUCCGAGGUGCCGCCACAUCUCCCCGUAUUGGAUAUUAAAGCGUGUUUGCAGAGGGGCUUAACUGCCAUCAGAGCAUUAAUCACCGUGUCCAGCCCUGGCAGGGUGCCCACUCGGCAGGUGUCCGGGCCCACAGGCCCCAGCGGUGCCAGGCUGUGCCCACUCCCCACCGCAGCUGCGCCGAGCUGGUGCCAGUCUCUGCUUCACA
Molecule: messenger RNA, 993 nt
Organism: Colius striatus (speckled mousebird)
Lineage: Eukaryota; Metazoa; Chordata; Aves; Coliiformes; Coliidae
Gene: SEBOX
Product: SEBOX homeobox
Exons: 2
Coding region: 1-510 (169 amino acids)
Molecular function (GO): DNA binding
Source: RefSeq, a predicted model, not a curated record